This is a messenger RNA of Iphiclides podalirius (scarce swallowtail), 618 nucleotides long. The record is from the annotation of a GenBank genome assembly. Lineage: Eukaryota; Metazoa; Arthropoda; Insecta; Lepidoptera; Papilionidae.
AUGAAGGUCACUAUUGUUUUUCUAUCAACGCUUGCCUUAAUCUUCUCGGCACCUCAGCCGAGAAAAAACUUUCACAGGCAUGCUGACGACUUCCUGGACCUCAUCCUCGAUGAGUCUUUCGAUGAAAUCUUUUGUAUUAUGGACCGUUACCUCGAAUAUGAGGAGUUCACGAGGAAUUUGGAUUAUUUAGCAUGGAAUUUCAGACACCUUGUGUAUGAAAUUAAACUGCUGCCUGAGUUUAAAGCGAUGACAGACUUUUUGAAACAAGAUAACAUUAGCAUCUGGUACUUCAUUGACCUUCUGGAUGAAAUAAUCGAGGAUCUUCAAGACUUUAGGACGGCUCGGCACUUAGUCAGCGGAAGGAAUAUGACCGCGUUCAUCAAUGACUGCGUCGCGGUAUUCCCACAAAAUAAAUUGACGGGACUUUACAAAUGGAAGAUUGCCAAGGACAAAGAAUUCAGAGUUGCCAUGGAAAACCUACAGAGCGAGGAAUGGAAUCAAAUUUGUGACGCCCUUUGGUCGAAUGAGACUUUCAUUGGGAUAACCAAAAUCCUUAACACGAAUGGAAUUGAUUUACAAGUUCUUGUUUAUGCACUUAAGGCUACGUUUGGACAGUUC